UCAGCCUGGCGGCGUCUUCGUGCGUCCUUCAUAUCUGCUCUGCAGUGGAUAACUUGGGGUGAAACAUUUCUGCAGGCUGCUGCUGCUACUCCCUCUCUCGCUCUCUCUCUCUCUCUCUCUCUCUCCUCUCUCUCUCUCUCUCUCUCUCUCUCUCUCCCUCCCUCUAUCUCUCUCUCGCUCGCUCUCAUUUUUUCAUUUUUUUUUUAAAUUGACGAGGACCCGGAUAAAGUUUUACGCACAUUUUACGCGCGGGAGAAGGACACUUCCCGACAAUUUCUGAGCGGCUUAGGCUGCUUUUAUUGGAGUCUUGUGAGAGCUCAAGCCACUUCUAUCACCUGUUGUUUUCGAAAUUUUGCUUUAUUUCAGAACUUGAAGUCAGCUGGACUUUUUUUUUUUUUUUUUUUACAUUUUUUACUACCACCACGGCUGGAUUUCUUUGUCGCCGACGACCACAAUUUUAAGUGUGUCACAAGGUAUUGUUAGUGAUUCGACAGCUGAUGAUCUAGCUGCCAAUCAUCCCCCCCCCACACCUUUUCUUUAAAAAAAAAAAAAAAUCAAAGCGAUCCCGCAUCCUCGAGGAAGACGACGACUGCAGACCCCGAGGCGAACUUUUGCACCGACCCCCGUCAGCUUGACACUGACCCGAGCUGUUGUUGUGAUGCAUAUUCCCGUAGAGCCGCCCACCACCAGACGGUUCACGCCGCCCUCCACGUCCUUCACCUGUAGUAAACUCGUAGACAGCAACGGGGCCAUGGCCACCCCGGGGCCGCUCAGGGCGAGACCCGACACCAGGAACGUGGUGGACGUCCUGGCGGACCACGCCGGCGAGCUAGUCCGGACCGACAGCCCCAACUUCCUGUGCUCGGUCCUGCCGUCACACUGGAGGUGCAACAAGACUCUCCCCGUGGCUUUUAAGGUGGUGGCCCUCGGUGACGUUCCUGACGGCACUCUGGUCACCGUCAUGGCCGGGAACGACGAGAACUACUCGGCCGAGCUGCGGAACGCCUCCGCAGUGAUGAAGAACCAAGUGGCCCGCUUCAACGACCUGCGCUUCGUCGGGAGAAGCGGACGAGGAAAAAGCUUCACGCUGACCAUCACAGUUUUCACCGGACCGCCUCAAGUGGCCACAUACCACCGCGCCAUCAAGGUCACUGUGGAUGGGCCGCGUGAACCACGCAGACACAGAGUGAAGAUGGAAGACUCUCAGAAGCAAUUUUCCGACAGGCUAUCAGAGAUCGAGCGCUACCAGAGGACCAUGCGAAUAGGUCCGGUCAACAAUAACCCCCGGCCCAUUCCCCAAACUCACCUGAGCACCACACCAGCCCUGUGGCAAGAUCAGAUGGACACCCCUUCUCUGAAGACAUGCAAGGUGGAGGAGGACCUCCGACCAUGGCCAGGGACAACCGAUCUAUUCCAGCAGAGGACCACCUUCCCGUCACCCCUGACCGACCCCCGCUUCUCAGACCCCCGUAUACAUUACCCGGGGGCCUUCCCUUACUCCACCAACACUUCCAGCACUGGCAUCAGCGGCCUCAGCAUGUCUGCUCCAGCGAGAUACCACACCUACCUGCCGCCUCCCUACUCAAACAACCAGAGCCAGAACUUUCAAUCCAACUCCUACUUGUAUUAUGGCACAGGCUCUGGGUCCUACCAGUUCUCGAUGGUGGCAAACACCGGAGGCGAGCGCUCCCCUACCCGUCUCCUCUCCUGCUCGGGCGCCUCGGGUACCGGUGGCACCAACAGUCUGAUGAAUCCGAGCCUGAACACCCAGAGCGAGGGCGUAGACGCCGACGGCAGCCACAGCAAUUCCCCCACAGCCAUGAGCGCCUCGGGCCGUCUGGAUGAAUCCGUAUGGAGGCCUUACUGACUGGCAGACGCGUGGAACCGGGAGACGGAAAGUGUGGAAAAGUCAGGAGAAUGAUGAACAAAAUACCGAACACUGAAAGAAAAGACGCAAAAACAAAAAAAAAGAGAUAAAUGAUGCAUGUUUGUCUUUCAUUUCCAUAGCAGUCGCUUAUCACGACUUUCUGCAUUUGAAGCCGACAGAACGUCUACGUAUUUUGUAAACUCUGUGUGAAUUUUUGCACUGUGCUAAGAUAUGUACCCUUUAAGCCUAUAAAAAGCCAUAUGAACUGAGAGAAGCCAUAUACUGUAGUUAACAGCAGACGGUGGACAGACGCCUCAGACUGAGUCAGCCCUCAUGAGGGUGAAAGAGAGCAACCAGACUGACUGUUUGCCCCCCCCCCCCCCCCAGUGACUCAGACAUCCCUCCAAGGCUAAGCUGCACUGCUGUAGCAAUCAGUCCUUCUAAGCUUCCAUUUGGAAUUAUACAAAAACACCCUGUCAAACAUAUUUUCAAAAAACAACACGCCUUGGUUGCAUCCUAAGCGUGGUCAAAUGUCAGAUGGACCUAAUUUAUUAUUCAAAUGGACACCUUGGGGGUGCCGCGCACAGCUCGGCUUCAGUACAAUCGACGUCCUCUGCUGUGACAUCAGUGAAUCGAGUUUGAAAAAGAUGCUGGACAAUAUUUGGAGGAAUGUACAGAGGAGAGUUGGCUCUUUUUAGUCCCUGCAGGAACAAGCCCCCGUUGACUCUUUGCCCUUUUCUAUUCAGGCAUUCUGGUGUUUUGAAACUGGAUGACACGGUUUACCUUUUGAUAUUUAUUUGAGCCAAAUUCUGUGGAAAAGUCUGCAUCCACCCCCCACAUCCUUAAAGCAUUUCUCUUCAUCUUUCCUCUUUUUAUAUCGAUAUUUUUUACAGUAUAUGGAUGCCAUGUUUUGUUGUUACGUAUACAUUUGGAAUUCGUGUAAUAUAUUGCAACUAAAUUAUGGAGAAAAAAAGCUUUAAUGUUAUUAUUUUGUCUUCCAAUGUAGCUUUGAUGCACUAAAAAUCUUUAUUCUCUAUGAAAAACGCCCAACUUUGUUAGUGAGAUGGUAGCGAACCCUUCAUUUUUUUAACUUUCCCAAAUUAGCCUUCCUGUCCUUAACAAGCCAUUCGCUUCAUUUUUGUUUGCACUAUUCCGAUUAUGAUUGCCCACCCCACAGCGCUGUUUCCCACUUACAGACUUCUAGAAAUUGGGGCAUUUUCAUGCACAUAUCUGCUGAACACAUAUGCACAGCUCCUAAUUUUACAUCCAUGUACAUAGCGGCAUCACACACGUGUGAGUGUCUUCACACCUCCCUUGUAGUUCCCCCUUCAAUCGCUGAAGAAGGUAGAAGCGACAGUAUGUCAGGGGGCGUCACAGCGGUGUCUUCUUACCAACACCAAAGGCCAUUAUGCCAAAGAAGAAACACGUCUACCGGUCACAGACCCCUUUUGUUCUGCUUAAUCUGCGAGGACUUUGAAGCCUUUAUGGCCUUCAAUGUUGCUUUUGGACUCAUUUUAAUGAUCAUUGGUGCCAGGGGCUCGAGAGUCUGCCACCAGAUCAUCUUCUGUGUAUCAGUUAAGAGGAGAGCUUCCACAACAUGAGUCAUGAUUCUAAAAAUUGUUCAGUUCCAAAAUGAGAGAAUAAAAUUUGGGGGUUCAUUUCCUCCAAGUUAUUCAAUCAUACAGUCCUUCUUCCUCUCCCAUCCUAUCAAUUUCUAGAGCACUUGUCCUUAUUAGGGUCACAGAUGAGGUUUAGCCUAUCUCGUCUAACUUUGAGGUGGGGGUGGGGUAGGCCAUGGACUGUUUGCCAGUCAAUCACAGCCUUACUCCUCUUACUAUGUCUCAUUCCUGCACAUUCCCUGCCCCCCUUUACAGUGUGGUUGAAGAUUUUUGUUGUAGCAUUUUUUUUAAAUCAUGCAGCUACAGAAACAAAACCAAAAAAACUUAUUUAUAUCUGUAAGAAAAUAGUGAAUGGUGGCUAAGCUGUGUGGUAAAAGUCAUGUCAUUCUUAAUGUAAACCUAGGAAACCAAAUUGUACAUGUGAAUUGUAUUUUAAUGUAUUUUGGAUUAAUGGCCACAAUACUACUUGCUUGUUUCUUUUCAAAAGAAUUCCAAAUUUCUUUCACUGUACCAGAAACCUUAAUUGCUUUCUCUGUUUUUAAGCUCAAAGCAUGUACAUGAGAUAUGUUAAUUUAAAGAAUCCCUGUAUGUAUUAAUAUCAUUCAUGUUUCCAUAUGAGUGCUUGUAAAGUU
Molecule: messenger RNA, 4118 nt
Organism: Syngnathoides biaculeatus (alligator pipefish)
Lineage: Eukaryota; Metazoa; Chordata; Actinopteri; Syngnathiformes; Syngnathidae
Gene: runx3
Product: RUNX family transcription factor 3
Exons: 6
Coding region: 659-1867 (402 amino acids)
Biological process (GO): neuron differentiation; regulation of transcription by RNA polymerase II; regulation of cell differentiation
Cellular component (GO): nucleus
Molecular function (GO): DNA-binding transcription factor activity, RNA polymerase II-specific; ATP binding; RNA polymerase II cis-regulatory region sequence-specific DNA binding
Source: RefSeq, a predicted model, not a curated record